AUGGGCAUAGGUUACUCGAGUCCCCAAUUUCCUCUGGAGGAAAAGAACCCUCGUGAAUUAACUGCAGCCAUGACCUUACGACAGCUGGUGUCCGGGAGCACGGUGGAUGUGCGGCUUGAAACUGAGGAAGCUCCUCCUCCCUACAGCGCCCGAGAGCGAACGACGGUUCUUGCUAUCUCCCAGCUCAGGGACUGGGAGGAUCGCCUGUUGAAGGAUCCCAAGAACCGUCUGGCUAUCUCGAGCUUAGCCAAAAGCCCGUAUUCGCAGAUCCUCACCAACCAGUCGGCCGUCAGGUCCGAUGCCCAGGUGUUCAACGUCAGGAUUCCUCUCGAGGGCGGCCCGAUCACCAACCAGCGCGCCUCGGGCCGCUGCUGGCUUUUCGCCUCGACCAACGUCUUCCGCGUGCCUCUCAUGAGGAAAUACAAUGUGAGCGAGCUCGAGCUCAGCCAGACAUACCUGUUCUACUGGGACAAGAUCGAGAAGGCCAACUGGUUCUUGGAGAAGAUCAUCGAAACGGUCGGCGAGGAUCUGUCUGGUCGGUUGGUUCAGAAACUCCUCCAGGACCCCGUCACCGACGGAGGCCAGUGGGACAUGGUGGACAAUCUGGUGCAGAAGUAUGGCCUGGUGCCGCACGCCAUCUACCCGGAUAAUUUCAACGCCCAAAAUAGCAACAAGAUGAACUGGCUGAUCACCGCGAAGUUGCGCGAGCAUGCAUUGGUUCUCCGGCGACUGGCGCAGAGUCCGAGCGUGAAGGAGCGGGAAACGCUGGCAGAGACAAAGGAGGCGUUCCUGCAAGAAAUUCAUAGCUUGGUGACUAUCAUGCUAGGACCGCCACCCAAUCCCGAUGAGCCGUUUGUGUGGCAAUACUACGAUGCCAAUGGAAAGUCGCAAGAGAUCCGUCAAGCGCCGCGAGCCUUCGCCAGCCAGGCCACGGUGCAGUUGACCCGAGCGGAAGUCAACCCCAACAGAGUGCUGAGUUUGGUCAACGACCCUCGCAACGAGUAUAACCGUUUGUUGACGGUUGAUAAGCUGGGAAACGUGGUGGAGGGACGUCCUAUUAGUUACAUCAAUGUCGACAUGAAGACAAUGAAAUCGGCCGCCAUCGCGAUGCUUCGGGCGGGCCAUCCCGUCUUCUUUGGCUGUGACGUGGGAAAGUUUUACGAUGCCAAUCCGGGAGUGAUGGAUACCGAGCUCCUCGAUCUCUCACUGGGGUUCAACGUCACGCUGGGUAUGGAUAAGGCGAGCAGACUUGAAACGGGCGAAUCGUCCAUGACUCACGCGAUGGUGUUGACGGCCGUUCAUAUCGAAGAGAACAAGCCCGUGCGAUGGCGAGUGCAGAACUCGUGGGGCGAAAACACCGGCGACAAGGGCUGGUUUGUGAUGACCGACCGAUGGAUGGACGAGUAUACGUAUCAGGUCGUAGUCGAUUCGCGGUUUGUUGCCAAAGAGGUGCGAGACGUUCUGGACCAGACACCAAAGGUUUUGCCACGGUGGGAUCCUAUGGGAGUCCUGGCAUGA
Molecule: messenger RNA, 1518 nt
Organism: Aspergillus melleus
Lineage: Eukaryota; Fungi; Ascomycota; Eurotiomycetes; Eurotiales; Aspergillaceae
Gene: LAP3
Product: C1 family peptidase
Exons: 4
Coding region: 1-1518 (505 amino acids)
Biological process (GO): proteolysis; L-homocysteine catabolic process; response to toxic substance
Cellular component (GO): cytoplasm
Molecular function (GO): cysteine-type aminopeptidase activity
Source: RefSeq, a predicted model, not a curated record